Molecule: messenger RNA, 1622 nt
Organism: Dryobates pubescens (Downy woodpecker)
Lineage: Eukaryota; Metazoa; Chordata; Aves; Piciformes; Picidae
Gene: NUDC
Product: nuclear distribution C, dynein complex regulator
Exons: 9
Coding region: 73-1113 (346 amino acids)
Biological process (GO): protein folding
Cellular component (GO): cytoplasm
Source: RefSeq, a predicted model, not a curated record
UUGCGCUACUUCCGGUUCCGGGUUGCCGGCGCGAGGGGGCUGAGCGGCCGGGGCGGCAGCGGCAGCGGCAGGAUGGGGCUGAGCGCGGAGGAUGCGGCGGAGCAGGAGGAUCGCUUCGAUGGCAUGCUCCUGGCCAUGGCCCAGCAGCACCAGGGCGGCGUGCGCGAGCUCGUCAAUACCUUCUUCAGCUUCCUGCGGCGCAAAACUGAUUUCUUCACUGGUGGGGAGGAUGGAGUAGCAGAGAAGCUGAUCACAGACACCUUCAAGCACCACAACAAGCUGGCCCAGAAGGAGAGGAAGGAGAGGAAGGCUCGGGAGGAGGCGGAGCGGCGCGAGAGGGCAGAGCGAGCGGCCAGGCUGGCCAGGGAGAAGCAGGAGGCCAGGGAGAAGCAGGAGGCCAAGGAGCCCAGGAUCAAGGAGCUCACAGAUGAGGAAGCAGAAAGGCUGCAGCUGGAAAUCAACCAGAAGAAGGAGGCCCAGGGGCAGCUGAAUGGUGUCCCAGGGAACAGCUCCAAGGAGGAAGGAGAAUCUCUGGAGUCCAGCAAAGAGGAAACAGAUGAUGAAGAGGAAGAUGAGAAGGACAAAGGAAAACUUAAACCCAACUCUGGCAAUGGAGCUGACCUUGCAAAUUACAGAUGGACACAGACCCUCUCCGAGCUGGAUCUGGCUGUGCCUUUCAGGGUGGGCUUCAGGCUGAAGGGGAAGGAUGUGCAGGUGGAGAUCCAGCGGCGGCACCUGCGGCUCGGCCUCAGGGGGCAGCCCCCGCUCAUCGACGGAGACCUCUUCAACGAGGUGAAGGUGGAGGAGAGCUCCUGGCUGAUUGAGGAUGGCCAGACAGUCACUGUGCACCUGGAGAAGAUCAACAAGAUGGAGUGGUGGAACAAAUUGGUCUCCACAGACCCCGAGAUCAACACCAAGAAAAUCAACCCAGAGAACUCCAAGCUCUCAGACCUGGACAGUGAGACCCGCAGCAUGGUGGAGAAGAUGAUGUAUGACCAGCAGCAGAAGUCCCUGGGGCUGCCCACCUCUGAUGAGCAGAAGAAGCAGGACAUCCUCAAGAAGUUCAUGGAGCAGCAUCCAGAAAUGGACUUCUCAAAGGCUAAAUUCAACUGAGGCCUCCCCUCCCCCCCCCUCCAGUCAGCCCCUGGGAGGGGGCAGGAGCUGCACUGUUGGAUGUCCCCCCCUGAGCACCCCACCCCAGCCUGCUGCAGAGGCAGCUCCAGGAGGUCCUCCUCACUUCUGUGUGGAGCAGAGCAGGAGGCCCCAGCCUGCAGCAGCUCCACUCAGAGCCAUCUGUGACCCUUCCCAAGGGGCAGCUGGGAGCCAGGGAGGGACUGGGGCCAAGGGAGAGGCUGAGGGCUGCCAGAGCCAGGCUGGAGAGGCCUGGGGACAGGUCCUGGAUGUGUCCCUGGGCUUCCUCUCCUGGCUCUUCAGAGCUGCUGAGCCUCUCCUUGCCCUUUCAGUGGGGCAGGACAGUGCCCCUGGGUUUGUGCUGCCUCUCUCUUGCCCUUGCUGCUCCCUCACUUGGUUUGGUAAAACAAUUCUCCUCCUGCCUCCUGGGGAAGGGCAGCACCAGCCUGAGCCCCCCAGGCCCUGCAGCACAGCCUCUGCUCCUGCUGGGA